Messenger RNA from Cryphonectria parasitica EP155, 1086 nucleotides. RefSeq lists its product as uncharacterized. The record is from RefSeq and is a predicted model, not a curated record. The transcript has 2 exons. Bases 1 to 1086 code for a protein of 361 amino acids. Lineage: Eukaryota; Fungi; Ascomycota; Sordariomycetes; Diaporthales; Cryphonectriaceae.
AUGUCCUCAUCGAGGCGACACAGAACAAAGAACGCCGACUACAAAGACGCCUCUACCAGCAGUGAAGAUGGCUCGCGCCGUCGCCAUUCGAAUCUAUCCCGUGGCUACCGGCCGGGCGUCCAGAGGGAGGAUUCCCUUAUAAAAACAACCCAUCAGCCCGAGGCCCAAAAGAAAUACGACAGCGGAUGGGAUACCGACUACGACCCCAAGGAUAAAUAUUACCUCUCAGACGAGGAAGACCCUCUGGACUCGUACUUCUCGCCCAGGGCGGCAGCGAGGGAGCCUGCCAAGGAGGAGAAUGAUGGCAGGGAGCAGCGGCGGCAGAGCACCUCGAGAAGGAGGAAGGGGGACAGCCAGACUCGCUCGCAUGGGCACUCUCGACGGCGCUCACCCUCACCUUCACGCCACCGCUCACGAGAAGACGAUGCAGAUGACGACGACGGACACAGAAGACACAAAACCACAUCCUCGAAGCCGAACCCAGCUUCACACACAAACCAUCACUCCCGGCCCCAGACAACGAGGGCUGCCUCGUCAUACCGCCAGCACCGCAACCACGCCGCCACCACCUCCUCCUCCUCCUCCCGGCCACGCACUACCAGGGCAGCCUCAUCAACCUACACGGGCUCCCGCGCCAGCCGCCCACGGCCACGGCGCGGCCUGUCCGACAAGUCGAUCCGGACCAUGCCCAAACACGUCCAGAGCAUGGUGAAGCGGCUGGACCCCAGAUCCGUCGCCGAGAUAUCGCGGUUCUGGGACGAUUUCCCUUGGCAGGACGCCGCCAAGGUGGCUAUGCAGGCCGGCACCAUCGCCGCCAUCAAGGUCGGCACCGACUCGAUCCCCUGGCCCGUCAAGGGGACCAAGAUCGCCUCGGCUGCGCUUGGUGCCGCUGUCGUGGAUCAUGUCUUCAAGCCUAAGAAGAAAGGCGGGAUCAAGUACGUCGCCAUGCGCCACCUGGCUGAGGCGGCGGUGGGCAGUCUAGUUGUUGGACCGGCUUUGGGAAAGGCGAGCAAGCGGUCAAGUGGUGGUGGAGGAGGAGGAGGAGGAGGAGGAGGGAGAACGAAGAGGUCUGAAGAGAAACGGUGA